AUGGUCAUCUCCCGCUGCACGCUCGGCGACGCGGAGUGUGGGGUGGAAGGCGGCGGCGCGAGGCUGAGGAAGGCGUUCGGCGAGAUGGAGGAGCUCCUCGACACGGUGCCCAUGGGCAGUGCCGUGGCUGCGGUGGGUAGACACGAUUGUUUCUUCACAACCAAGGUGCGGAAUGGGCAGAAAGCAGGAGCAGCAGCAGUCCUUAUUGUUAAUGACAGAAAUGAACCUUUAUUUGCAAUAGACGAACCAGAAAGUGGCGAGACAACACUCAAUUUACACUUACAGGAUAUUACCAUUCCUUCAGCACUUAUAACCAAAAGCCUUGGGGAGAGUCUAAGGAAAGCAAGUAACAAUGGCGACUUGGUUGAUGUAAACUUGGACUGGGAGGAGUCCCGACCGUACCCUCAUGAGCGUGCCGAGUAUGAAUUUUGGACAAACGGUAACGAUGAAUGUGGUCCAAAAUGUGAUGAGCAAGUUGAUUUCCUGAAGAGAUUCAAAGGUGUAGCCCAGAUACUCGAGAAGAAGGGCUACACACAGUUCACUCCUCAUUACACUACUUGGUAUUGCCCAGAGAGCUUCAUGUUCAGCAAGCAGUGCAGGUCCCAGUGUAUCAACUAUGGGAGGUAUUGUGCACCAAAUCCGGAACAAGAUUUCGGCAAAGGGUACGAUGGGAGCGAUGUGGUGGUUCAGAAUUUAUAUCAAAUUUGUGUGUUCAAAGUUGCAAAGGAGACCGGGAAGCCUUGGUUAUGGUGGGACUAUGUGACUCAUUUUGCUAUUAGGUGCUCAAUGAAGGAAAAGAACUACAAUGAAAAAUGUGCUCACAGAGUAAUCAAAUCACUUGGCCUUAAUCAAAAAGCGGUUGACAUGUGUGUUGGUGAUCCUAACGCAGACGAGGAAAAUCCUGUGCUAAAAGCUGAACAAGAUGCACAGAUUGGCAAGGACUCUGGCAAUCAUGUUACUAUCUUGCCAACACUAGUAAUCAACAAUAGGCAAUACAGAGGGAAACUUGAAAAGGCAGCAGUUCUUAAAGCUCUCUGCGCCAGCUUCCGAGAAAAUAAUGAACCGUCUGACACCUCCGUUGGAACGGUUUGUGAAUGUCCUGUUCUACAAGGUGUGAAAUACAUUGGUGAUGGUUACAACCACUGCGAAGCUCCCAUGGAUGUCCAACGAGAGACCAGCAAUCGAAACUGGCCCCAACAGAUCAAGAAUGAUGAAACCAUGUCGAAUGCUUGGGAUCCUUCUGUGGGUCCCACUGUCAAAGAAACAAAGACAGAGGUUGCCUGCGAGGCCAUUUACAAGCUCUUUUCAGGCAUACAGAAGUUGGCACACAAUGUGUUCUAG
This is a messenger RNA of Triticum aestivum (bread wheat), 1341 nucleotides long. Its product is annotated as vacuolar-sorting receptor 1-like. The record is from RefSeq and is a predicted model, not a curated record. NCBI's taxonomy places the organism in Eukaryota, Viridiplantae, Streptophyta, Magnoliopsida, Poales, Poaceae. Bases 1 to 1341 code for a protein of 446 amino acids. The transcript has 9 exons.